Molecule: messenger RNA, 1526 nt
Organism: Raphanus sativus (radish)
Lineage: Eukaryota; Viridiplantae; Streptophyta; Magnoliopsida; Brassicales; Brassicaceae
Product: chorismate mutase 1, chloroplastic
Exons: 6
Coding region: 247-1257 (336 amino acids)
Biological process (GO): chorismate metabolic process; aromatic amino acid biosynthetic process
Cellular component (GO): cytoplasm
Molecular function (GO): chorismate mutase activity
Source: RefSeq, a predicted model, not a curated record
UGUGGGCUUAAAGACGUGCACGAAGUCGCAAGAAGAGAAGCCCUACCUUCCUCCUCCACCUUCUUCUCUUCCUUCACAAGUGUCUCUCUCCUUUACCCACCACACACCUAACCCCAAAUGCCUUACGCUCUUUAAACACAUCUCUCUUUCUCUCUCUCACAUCAUCUGCAGAUUAUUCUCUGUCUCUUUUAGAUCCUCUGUUUUCUCCGCCUCCUCUGUUUUUUCUCUUUUUUUCUUCUCACAUCAAUGGAGGCGUCAUUGUCGAUGAUGAAAUCGUCCUUCUCUUCUCCCGCGACUGUGUUCCUCAGCCACCACCAUAGACGCACCUCACGACCUAUAUCUCCCACGUUACACAAAGCUUCCUUCUCUGUUCGCUGUUCUCUCCCUCCCUCGAAGCCUCCACAACGCUCCGGAGCCAGCUCUGUUCACGCCGUUAUGACUCUCGCUGGAUCGUUGAUAGGGAAGAAACGAGUGGAUGAGAGCGAGAGUUUGACUCUGGAAGGUAUCCGGAACUCUUUGAUCAGACAAGAGGACAGCAUUAUAUUUGGUCUGUUGGAGAGAGCCAAGUACUGUUACAAUGCUGAUACUUAUGAUCCUACUGCCUUCGACAUGGAUGGUUUCAACGGCUCUUUGGUUGAGUACAUGCUCCAAGGCACCGAGAAGCUUCACGCUAAGGUUGGUAGGUUCAAGAGCCCUGAUGAACAUCCUUUCUUCCCUCAAGAUUUACCUGAGCCUAUGUUGCCUCCUCUUCAGUACCCAAAGGUAUUGCAUUUUGCUGCUGAUUCGAUCAACAUAAACAACAAGAUAUGGAACAUGUACUUUAGAGACCUUGUCCCAAGACUAGUGAAGAAAGGUGAUGAUGGUAACUACGGAUCAACAGCUGUGUGUGACGCUAUCUGCCUUCAGUCUCUUUCAAAGAGGAUCCAUUACGGUAAAUUUGUUGCAGAGGCCAAGUUCCAAGCCUCACCCGAGGCAUACGAGCCUGCCAUCAGAGCACAAGAUAAGGAUGCAUUGAUGGAUAUGCUGACAUUCCCGGCGGUGGAGGAGGCGGUGAAGAAGAGAGUUGAGAUGAAAACACGAACAUACGGGCAAGAAGUGAAAGUGGGCGUUAAGGAGAAAGAAGAAGAAGAAGAGGUGAAUAAUGAAUCUCAAGUUUACAAGAUCAGUCCGAUCUUGGUUGGCCACUUGUAUGGAGAUUGGAUCAUGCCCUUGACAAAAGAGGUUCAAGUGGAGUACUUGCUCAGACGACUAGACUGAACGAAAGAUAAAUGGCUUUGGUAGUAAACUCUAAUAUAGUUUUCUUUAUUUGGAAUGUUUUUUGGUUUUUUUUUUUUAACUUCACAAAUCCCUCAACGUUAACUCACACUACACUAUAGUUCCAUGUUUUGGUUUUCGAGGUUACUUGCAAAAGAAAACUGUGUGGUUUAUGUACAUUCUCUCAAUUGCGAAAUCAAAGGGAUGACAAUGUUGUGUAUGUACUAUGUAGUGCCACAUGUAUAAUAAUGAUGAGUGGAUAUUAAGGUUUA